CGUGUUUUACGAGGUAAUUGUCUGUUUAAAAAGAAGACAAAAACCCCCAAAAAAACUACACAUCCCAGAAUGCACCACGGCUCCAAUGUCUCUUUGUUGCCGGAAAGCUACCGGAGAAUGCUAGGACACAAUGAUCUUCCGAGGUUGGAUAAAGGAGACUCGGCUCAGGAGGAGGAACAGCAGGCGGAGAAAAUCAUCUCAAACCCAGAUGGAUUUUUCCCAGACUGCUCCCCAGCAGUGGCUCAGUUUCUCCAGGCUGAGCUGGAACUCAGCGCUCGUCUGCGAACUUUGACCUUUAGGGAUCCGGUGCGUUAUGUGUACAACCCGCUGGAGUACGCGUGGGACACGCACCGUCUCUAUGCUGAGAAAUACUGCCACGGCGGACAGAGCGUCCUGUUCCUGGGGAUGAACCCGGGACCGUUCGGCAUGGCGCAGACCGGAGUUCCAUUUGGUGAGGUAAAGGCUGUGCGUGAUUGGCUGAAGAUCUCCGGAGAGGUGGGUCAUCCUCCUAAAGAGCAUCCGAAACGUCCAAUCAGAGGCUUUCUGUGCUCUCAGAGCGAAGUGAGUGGCGCGCGGUUCUGGAGUUUCUUCCAGGAGCUCUGCGGAGAACCCGAACACUUUUUCCGUCACUGUUUCGUCCAUAACCUGUGCCCGCUGAUGUUCAUGGCCGAGUCGGGGAAGAACGUGACGCCCCCCGAGAUGCCCGCCGAAGACCGCGCCACGCUGCUGAGCCACUGCGAUGCCACGCUGUGCCAAGUGGUACGUGCCCUCGGCGUUUCCAUGGUGAUCGGAGUGGGCAAGGUGGCGGAGCAGCGAGCCCGACGCAGCCUCGCCGAAGCCGGAGUGGAAGUGAAGGUGGAGGGAAUCAUGCACCCUUCACCCAGGAACCCGCUGGCCAAUAAGGGCUGGGCUUCUGUGGCUCGAACCAAAUUAGAGCAGAUAGGGGUGUUGGGUUUGCUCACCAAGUGACUGAACACUUACAGAAUGUUUUUAUUUGUAUAUAUUGUUUUAUAUAAAGUACACUACACUCAGUGCGUCCUUUAUCUCAAGUAUAGUCAAUCAGACGACUGACUAUACACAAAUACCACGCUGUUAUAUGUACAGUACACGUAUCUAUAGCUAUAUAUUUAGUACAUGAUGCUAAUCUGGAGGCUAUUAGCUUCCAUUACCUGUUAGCAGCAUUAACCUUGUAGCUUCAGUACAAAACAAAAGACACAGAACAAACUUCACACAGCGAACACGUCUCGACCGAGCGACUAAACUCGGAGUAAAGAAAAACAUUGCAUACGUUUUAUUUUGGCUGAAUUGCUCCUUUAAUAAGCUACAAAAUCUUUCUCUUUUUCUUUUCUAAAAUACUCAGUUACUGCAUUUUAUUUGAAAUAGAAAGAAAGAAAAAUUGCAAUAGAAAGAUGUAAAGAAUGAAAGAAAAAUGGAAAGAAAUAAAUAAAGACAUAACAGACAGAAAGGCAUAAUAGAAAGAAAGAAAGAAAGAAAAAAAAAUCACAACAUAGAGAUGUGCAGAAAUAAAAAAUGAAUGAAAGAAAAAUUACAAGAGAAAUAUAAAGAAAGAAAAAAGAAACAGACAGAAAGACAUAAUGGGGGGAAAAAUGAAGUAAAGAAAGAAAAAUGAAAUAGAAAUAAAUAAAUAAAUAUCAUAACAGAAAGGUGUAAUAGAAAGAAAGAAAAAGAAAGAAAGAAUGGAAAGAAAAAAAUUACAACAGAAAGUUGUAAAGAAAGAAAACAAAGAUGGAGAGAAAGAGAGAUAUUUUCUUUUCUGUGCUGAGUGAACUCCUCAUCGUUACAUUUUAUUAUUAUUUGUUUCACUCGAGUGUAUAAUAAUAAAUAAAUAAAUAAUAAACACUGCAAGUGUGAACCGUUUUAUAGUUUUUGUAUUUGCUAACUGUAAAUAUUUUAUAAAGAAAGUGGGCGGAGUCUCUUCUGUAUUAUAUUUCCGUGUGUCACGGCUCGUCAAACUCGUUCGUUAUAAUAAUAAUAAGAGACGUUUUAUUAAAUCUAGUCCGAGUAAAUCUGUUAAUUUUGUUACGAUUAGAUUCGUUUUAAACAUUUUUCUGUUUUUAUAUGAAUCCUGCUUCAAACACUGACAUGUUCUGUAAGAAAAAAAGACUCAAAACUUAAAAAUUAAAAAUGAUUUUUUUUUU
Messenger RNA from Pangasianodon hypophthalmus (striped catfish), 2159 nucleotides. It is a transcript of the gene smug1, whose product is annotated as single-strand-selective monofunctional uracil-DNA glycosylase 1. The coding region runs from base 70 to 969 and encodes 299 amino acids. Gene Ontology annotation, biological process: base-excision repair. Lineage: Eukaryota; Metazoa; Chordata; Actinopteri; Siluriformes; Pangasiidae. The record is from RefSeq and is a predicted model, not a curated record. Gene Ontology annotation, molecular function: single-strand selective uracil DNA N-glycosylase activity; oxidized pyrimidine nucleobase lesion DNA N-glycosylase activity. The transcript is spliced from 3 exons.